Molecule: messenger RNA, 4520 nt
Organism: Acanthaster planci (crown-of-thorns starfish)
Lineage: Eukaryota; Metazoa; Echinodermata; Asteroidea; Valvatida; Acanthasteridae
Product: calcium/calmodulin-dependent protein kinase kinase 1-like
Biological process (GO): protein phosphorylation; intracellular signal transduction
Cellular component (GO): cytoplasm
Molecular function (GO): calmodulin binding; calcium/calmodulin-dependent protein kinase activity; ATP binding
Source: RefSeq, a predicted model, not a curated record
GCAGGCGAUCUACAUUAUGGAUUUGUUUUUCUCUAAAUAAAAACUGAUAAACGUAACCUCUGCACUGAAAAUCCAAUAAUUUGGUUUUCGUCAUGUCCUACUCAGCAAUUAGUGGUAGCUGUCAGUAAGAAUACUUCACCCCCAAUAUCCCUGGGCCACCGCGAGUUUUGUCUGUGGUCUUCAAUAACGAUUAAUAACAUCAAUUCGCCUUGCUUCGUCGUGGACCGAGACUGUCGGACUGAGUGCUGCAGUGCUAAUCUAGUCGAGAAUCAAUUCCAGGGACGAUCCUCGGUUAGAAGCGGUGUGUGUGAACCCGUUCGGGGCACGUGGCGUGACAAGACUACAGUUUCCAUUGAAAUUCUGCUGCUUUACAGUUAAAAUUGCGCCUGGACCAGUUGGAAAUUGCUGUUUAAAUCUCAAACCCAUUGAAACUCAAGCAUGUCAAGAUGCAGCUUGACCAGAGGUUGAAAACCAACUGUAAGCCGUGACUCCAUAUUUGGGCUUCAGCAAAUAUUCAAUACGACUUUUGGACCUGAAGGGAACUGGCCCCUGAUCUCAACCCGAGGCCGGUCAGUGAGUUACGGUGGCUGGGCGUGGGCAACUUUUAUACAGCGGGAAUCAAGCACACAGUCUUCAACCUUGAACCCACGCAGAAGAUCCGAUUCCCUCCCCAUCCAGCACCUUCCCACACAUGUAUCAACUCAACGAGCGUGGUGCUGACGGACACACCGCUUUUCACCCCGUGAGGCAUCCAGGAGCGAAUCUGCACCACCCCACAAUUACCGAUCAUCUAAUCCAGUGUGCGUCACACGAGGUAUAUUACUGUACCAAAGGCCGCUGCUGCUGCUAGUAACAAAAAAGUGUGCGUGACAUCAGUUCGUGUAUAUCUGUGAUGUGUGUCGUGUGCGGAGAUCAUUGACACUAACUGUGUGCAUCCAUAUUACAUAGGGUGUGAUAUAGUCUUGCUGGAAAUAGACUGGUUGGCUGUGUUCAGUUGUGAAGCUCCCAUGUGUUGUUGUACUUACAGUUGUCAAGUAGCCUAGUGCUAUCGCCUCCUGUUCGUGUACACCAGCAACCCAGCGCUUAUUGUGUACUUGCUGACGUUAGCGGUUCUGCCCAUCCUACCCUCAAACCCCUCAUCGGAUGUUUGUGUACAUUGAAUAUGUGUUCAUGCUGCACAUGGUCAAGUGCCGCUGAAUCCCACAUGUGCUUGUUGUGGCAGUGAUCAGCUGAUGUACUUGACUCGACAGGUGCAUACUCAGGCAUUUGGUGUUCUUGCCAGACACAUGUUCGGCAGGCUGAAACCUGCUGGAAACUCUGAUUGUGCUGAGAAAAAAAAAACCAGCCAGCCAGCAAGCCAUACAUGUCUGCAAAUGCACAUGUUUUAACUGUCGUCUUGAAAGUGAAGUAAAGUACCGAUACGGUAGUGCCCUCUCCACUCAAUUGCUGCUGUUUAAACUCCAGACUGUGUCUACCAGUUGACCAGCUAGACCCCCCUCGAUUUUAGCACACAUGCCCCCCUUGGCUAGUGUGACUUCCUAGGUAUUGUUCAGCUUCGCUCAGUUGUAGGACAUGGUGAAGAAAGCCAAACACUCUCAUAAGAUGGGUGCAGGCAACAGUACAAUUUGUGACAAGUUUCGUAAUAACAGCAAGACGGUCUCAACAAACAAGGAGCAUGCUGACCAAAACCGUCAACAGUCCAGAAUGGAAAGCCCGGAUAUAUCACAGGCAGAAAUAAGCAUCGGUCUCCGUCAUGGGCAGACUCCGGAGAUCUCUAAAUUGGAGCCCUCUCAUAGUGGACCUCCAUCAGUUAUAACCGAGGAGCAUGCUGGAAACAUUGACGUUAACUAUGACGAGCCCAUUCAGUUCCCUCUGGAUGUGUCUUGUGACGGUCAAAACAUGCCUGGUAGGGUGCCAGAGGGGACGGUAGAUUCAGGCAUGGGCUCAACCAUCAUGGAGUCCAGUGGACAGGUCCCCAACUCCAGGAUAGUGAUUGUCAGCGGGGAUGGUACCAGUGUGGAGGAGGAGGAGAUUGUCACUUUGCCAGUGGAGCCCAUCAAACAUCCACACCUCCUUCUGGUGGACCAGUUCGGUCGCCGGCGGUCGCACUCGUUCAAUGAGGGGAUCUUGCUGCAAAGGGACCGGACAGUGGAGAGCACCCUCAAUGGGUUAGACCGUAGUGCCUUUGAUGACGAUCUGCCCCCAGUGGAGAUGUCGCCCUCACUGCGUGAGGGGGGCCGACUAGGGGGCGCCGGUUAUCGCCCUAUGUCCCGGAGCAUGUGCGAGCGGAACGAUAAGUCCUCCAGUGGCAACCGGCCAGCUUCGGGGCAGCUGAACGUACCACUUCAGAGACGAGUCUUCCCCUCCCUGUCCUGCUCGCCCUAUGCAUCGCCAGUCGGCUCACCCAGGUUGCGCAGACCGCCCACGAAGGAAUCCUCCCACAUAUCAAUAUCAUCAGUACAGGAUUAUGUGCAAUUGAACCAGUACCUUCUCUCUGAUGAGAUUGGCAAAGGCUCCUAUGGAGUUGUCAAACUGGCUUACAAUGAGGAAGAUGAUGUACACUAUGCAAUGAAGAUUCUCUCCAAGAAGAAACUUGUACGGAAAGGCGGCUUUGCAAAGCGACCUCCACCCAGGGGAGGCAAACCAGGCCAGGGGCCCAAGACCCCACUGGACAGAGUCUACCAAGAGAUUGCCAUCUUGAAGAAGCUGGACCAUCCCAACAUCGUCAAGCUUGUGGAGGUGUUGAACGACCCAGCUGAAGACAAUUUGUACAUGGUUUUUGAACUUGUUGAGAAGGGAGCUGUAAUGGAAGUGCCUACCAACAACCCCUUGAGCGAAGAGCUAGCCUGGACUUACUUCAGGGACAUCAUCCUUGGCAUUGAAUACUUACAUUAUCAGAAAAUUGUUCAUCGUGAUAUCAAGCCAUCCAACCUGCUACUAGGCGAGGACAACCACUUAAAGAUUGCAGAUUUUGGCGUCAGUGACCGCUUUGAAGGCAUUGAUGCCCUGUUAUCUGACACAGUGGGUACGCCAGCAUUUAUGGCCCCAGAGACCUUACACGAAGACUCCAACAAGUAUGGUGGUAGAGCCUUAGACGUCUGGGCCAUUGGAAUCACUCUCUACUGCUUCAUCUUUGGUCAUGUGCCAUUCCAGGAUGACUUUAUUCUCGGCCUCCAUGCCAAGAUCAGGAAUUUACCAUUGCCUUUUCCGGAAGACAAACCAAUACCAGACAACUUGAAGGAUCUUAUAUUGAAGAUGCUAGAGAAGGAUCCAGACAAGAGGAUCAAAAUCCCUGAAAUAAAGUUGCAUCCAUGGGUGACCAGACUUGGCGAGGAACCCCUGCCCACAGAAGAGGAGAAUUGCACCCUGGUGGAAGUGUCGCAGGAUGAGGUAGACACCUGUGUCACGACACUGCCCAAACUCAGGACCCUGAUUCUAGUCAAGAACAUGUUGAAGACCAAGUCUUUCGGCAAUCCGUACAAGAAGAAAUCCCGGCAUAACAGUGCCAAGGGUGGGCGUGUCCUGCUGGAACCCAUAUCACCCAAUCAGCAACCAAACAGGUUGUCGUCUGCUUUGCCAUGACUAGACAUGGACGUCAUACUUCCUGAUACCCCUUAUUUAUGCAUGAUUGUUGGCUCCUCGUGGAUGGCAACUGAAUUCACGUUGACAGAGUGCUCUGUGAUAGAUUCUCUUGUGCAAUCCCAGGGGAAUUAAGAUGUUGAGCAUUACCAUGGCAACUGCACACCAGGCCUCACCACUGUAGCUAUUACAACUGGGCCGUGACGCGCUCGCCAUAAAAACGUGCAUAUCUGACCAGACAUAAUUUCAUAGAGUUGCUGGACACUUAAGCUCUUACAUUUGAUACAGUGUUGACUAUGCCGCACAUUAUUAUACAGCAAUACAGAAUCUUGUGAGGGUGUAGUAAAGCAGAAAUGCAAAGCGACGAUUCUUGCUUGAAAUGCUUAUUUCUGAAGCCGUGCCGUAAAAUGGAACAGUGAAAGGUCUCACCUUGGUGUAACUCUGGACGCGUCAGCUGGUGAUGUAUAUCGGGAGUGUGACCAGGCAAAGUUGCUGAAUUCAGCCAGAGGGAGUUGGACCAAACAAAAGGACGGCACAAGAAAAAUUGCCUCUCUGCAUCGUGAUAGGUGUAAUUAAUAUUUAUGUAUGGUGUUCCAUCAUGGGGCUUGACACCCCCCACUAAAAUCAUCAAGUGCCUGUUUGUUUUGAUGGGAAGUGAAUCAAAUGUGUUUUACUCAAAUUGCCUAUUUUUGUAUUGAAAAGAAAGGAACAAAAUGUGUCAGAACAGAGUGAGAGGUCAAAUGUAACAUUCCUUUUAUUCCAUAAAAUGAUCGUCAUUAAGCAAAGAACAAAGCUUGUACAUGUAGUAUACCAAACGAGAUACUUGCAUUCUCAUCGCAAUCAUAUCAACACCUGAUGUGGUUAGAAUUGUUCAGUUUUAUUUUCCAUUCAGCAUUUGUACAGUGGGUCAUUCUAUAAAUUCAGGAUUUAAAAGUGUGACA